GUUACGGGACUGGGGCUGCUCGCAUGGCUGAAACCCUGCCCGGAACGGGGCAGGCCGGGCACUCAGGACCCGGGGUAACUCAGCCCGUGUCUGCUCUCCCGCAGAAUGCACCGUGCGUCCUCUUCGCCGCCCGUCACGCCAGCGCUGCCACGAACCUGAAAGACGUCCUUGCAAACAUGAUCCCCAAGGAGCAAGCGAAAAUCAAGAACUUCAGGCAGCAGCACGGCAGCACGGCCAUUGGGCAGAUCACGGUGGACAUGGUGUACGGCGGGAUGAGGGGCAUGAAGGGGCUGAUAUACGAGACCUCCGUGUUGGAUCCUGAUGAGGGCAUCCGCUUCCGCGGGUACAGCAUCCCCGAGUGCCAGAAGCUGCUGCCCAAAGCGGCGGGGGGCGAGGAGCCGCUGCCCGAGGGGCUCUUCUGGCUGCUGGUGACGGGAGAGGUGCCCACCCAGGAGCAGGUGAGCUGGGUGUCCCGCGAGUGGGCCAAGCGUGCCGCGCUGCCCUCCCACGUGGUGACCAUGCUGGACAACUUCCCCACCAACCUGCACCCCAUGUCCCAGCUCAGCGCCGCCAUCACUGCCCUCAACAGCGAGAGCAAGUUUGCUCGCGCCUACGCCGAGGGCAUCAACCGGGUCAAGUACUGGGAGUUCGUCUACGAGGAUGCCAUGGACCUGAUCGCCAAGCUGCCUUGCGUCGCCGCGAAGAUUUACCGCAAUCUGUACCGUGAGGGCAGCAGCAUCGGGGCCAUCGACCCCAACCUUGACUGGUCCCACAACUUCACCAACAUGCUGGGCUACACCGACCCCCAGUUCAUCGAGCUGAUGCGGCUCUACCUCACCAUCCACAGCGACCACGAAGGGGGAAACGUGAGCGCCCACACCAGCCACCUGGUCGGCAGCGCGCUCUCGGACCCGUACCUCGCCUUCGCCGCCGCCAUGAACGGGCUGGCCGGGCCCCUGCACGGCCUCGCCAACCAGGAGGUGCUGCUGUGGCUCACCGACCUGCAGAAGGAGCUGGGCCAGGAGGUGUCGGACGAGAAGCUGCGGGACUUCAUCUGGAACACGCUCAACUCGGGCAGGGUGGUGCCGGGCUACGGGCACGCCGUGCUGCGGAAGACGGAUCCCCGCUACACCUGCCAGCGGGAGUUCGCCCUCAAGCACCUGCCCAAGGACCCCAUGUUCAAGCUGGUGGCCCAGCUCUAUAAGAUCGUCCCCAACGUGCUGCUGGAGCAGGGCAAGGCCAAGAACCCCUGGCCCAACGUGGACGCUCACAGCGGGGUCCUGCUGCAGUACUACGGCAUGAAGGAGAUGAAGUACUACACGGUGCUCUUCGGGGUCUCCCGCGCCCUGGGCGUCCUCUCGCAGCUCAUCUGGAGCCGGGCGCUGGGCUUCCCCCUGGAGCGGCCCAAGUCCAUGAGCACCAAGGGCCUGAUGCAGCUCGUGGGCUACAAGUCUGGGUAAAGAAGGGACGGGGACAGGGCCGCGCUCGCUGCUCCCCCGGGACGCCUCCGGGCCCGGGACGGACUCGGCACUGAACCCUGCUCCACCUGCGAGGCGCCAGAGGCGGCCCCGGGGGUCCCACCUGCCCUGUGCCCCCUCCCUACCCUGGCGCAGGGCCCCCCCCCCUCCGGGCCCGGACCCCCCCAGCCUCCCGGCUGCCGCCCCUCGUUGGCUCUGCCCUGGGCCAGCGCCACGCACACGGAGCCCCCGGGCUCCCCGCUGCUGGGGGGGCCGGCGCUGCAGGGCUGUGGGGCUGCCCCACCGCAGCCAUUUAACCCCCCCCACACACACACCCCGUGCCCCCCGAGAGGGGUUCAGUCCAGACUCCUGUCCGCAACCCCCACUGGGGCUCACGCCCUCGGGGCAGCUGGUGAAGAACGAAUGUCUCAGCCCCCCCUUUUCUCCCAAAGGCCUCGAUACACUCCUCCCCGGCCCGUGCCCCCCCCGUGUUUGUGUGAAUCCCCGCGUCCGAUGCCCCCGGAGCCGGAGCUGGGCCCCCCCCCCGCCCCCUCCCCGUGCCGGCCCAGCCCCGGCCCAUCGCAGGCUUUGGGCGGUUCUGUACAAACAACAAAAAAAUGCAAAAUAAAUGUUUUUAUUAACAAAG
Oxyura jamaicensis (ruddy duck) is the source of this 2103-nucleotide messenger RNA. RefSeq names its product citrate synthase (gene CS). The transcript has 10 exons. NCBI's taxonomy places the organism in Eukaryota, Metazoa, Chordata, Aves, Anseriformes, Anatidae. The coding region runs from base 24 to 1460 and encodes 478 amino acids. The record is from RefSeq and is a predicted model, not a curated record. Gene Ontology annotation, biological process: carbohydrate metabolic process; tricarboxylic acid cycle; citrate metabolic process. Gene Ontology annotation, cellular component: mitochondrial matrix.